AUGAGGACAAAGACUUACAACUUCCAGUGUAUUAUAGCAUCUGUCUUUACUCUUCUCAUCAGCAGCUCAUCAGCAGCAACACCUCCUAACAAAAAUUCUUCAACUUCUUGUAAUAGAACAUGUGGAGGAAUCUCGAUUCCGUUCCCUUUCGGGAUCGGGAAGGAUUGUUAUCUCAACAGCUGGUAUGAGGUUGUCUGCAACAGCACCACUUCAGGAUCCCGCACAAACGUUCCCUUCCUCACUAGGAUUAACAGAGAAGUGGUGAACAUCUCUCUUCCAGAAAUAUUCGACCAACAUGGACUAGUUUAUAUCAAAAAUCACGUCACUUCGUUGGGUUGUUCUACUAAUAUUAGUCAAGGAUCCCAAAAGUCACUCCAGAGUUUCAAUGUCACAGGUCAAGGUAGUCCAUAUUUCCUCACUGACAAGAACCGCCUCGUGGCGGUUGGUUGUGGUACUAAGGCGCUGAUGACGGAUAUUGAAUCAGAGAUCUUGGGUUGUGAGUCGAGCUGCGAAAACAGCAAGAGUGGUGAACAAGUAACAAACUCGAUCUGUGAUGGUUACGGAUGCUGCCAAGCAAGGAUACCGUCGGAGCGUCCUCAGGUUAUAAGCGUCAAUGCAGAAAGCUCAGGCGAAGGAGAAGGAAGGUGCAAGGUUGCGUUCUUGACGAGCGCAAGGUAUUCGCCUUUGAAUGUUACAGAGGCAGAACAGUUUCAUAGCAACGGAUACGUGGUGGUAGAGUUAGGAUGGUACUUUUCCACUUCGGACUCUCGCUUUAGGAACCCCUUGGGUUGCGCGAAUUUGACCAGCGUUGGUGAUUACUUCUCAGAUAAUAAUUGCAGUUGCGAGUAUGAUUACUUUUCCGGUAUGAGUUAUAGGAAUUGCUAUUGCAACUCUGGCUACGCAGGGAACCCAUACCUUCGAGGUGGCUGCAUAGAAACUGAUUUAUGUCAAGGACGUCAUAGAUGUGGGGAAGAGUCGUAUUGUGUUAACAUGCCUGGACCAUCAUACACGUGUACGCCUAAGCCCAGUAUAAACAAGCCUGCCAAAAUCCACAUGAUUCAAGGUAUUGUUAUAGGUUUGUCUGGAUUAUUGUUUUUUGUUGGGAUAUUCUGGCUGUUUAAAUUCGUUAAGAAGCGAAGAAGGAUCGUGCAAAGCAAGAAGUUCUUCAAACGAAAUGGAGGCUUGUUGUUGAAUCAACAAAUAACUACAAAGGAUGGAAAUGUAGAGAUGUCAAAGAUAUUCAGUUCAAAAGAGUUGAAAAAAGCCACUGAUAACUUUAGUGUGAAGAGAUUUCUUGGGCAAGGUGGUCAAGGCACUGUGUACAAGGGAAUGCUAGUAGACGGGAGGAUUGUUGCCGUUAAAAGAUCAAAACUUGUGGAUGAAGACAAAAUGGAAGAGUUUAUCAAUGAGGUCGUUCUUCUCUCACAAAUGAAUCACCGCAACAUAGUGAAACUCUUGGGGUGUUGCUUGGAGACGGAAGUUCCAAUCUUAGUGUACGAAUAUAUUCCCAAUGGAGAUUUGUUCAAACGGCUUCAUGAUGAUUCAGAUGAUUACACGAUGACUUGGGAAGUGCGGCUUCGCAUAGCCAUAGAGAUAGCAGGAGCACUUACAUACAUGCACUCAGCUGCAUCUUUCCCAAUAUUCCACAGAGAUAUCAAGACUACUAAUAUACUAUUGGAUGAGAAAUACAGAGCAAAAGUGUCUGAUUUCGGAACUUCAAGAUCCAUAACUAUCGAUCAAACUCACUUGACAACAUUAGUUGCAGGAACUUUCGGGUACAUGGAUCCGGAGUACUUCAUGUCGAGCCAAUACACUCAUAAAAGCGAUGUUUAUAGUUUUGGGGUUGUGUUGGUGGAGCUCAUAACGGGAGAAAAACCAAUGUCACGUGUCCGGUCUGAAGAAGGCAGAGGUUUGGCUACUGAUUUCCUCGAGGCAAUGAAAGAGAAUAGAGCUGUUGACAUCAUUGAUAUUCGGAUCAAAGAAGAAAGGAAGCUUGAUCAAGUAAUGGCGGUAGCAAAACUCGCCAGAAAAUGUCUUAACCGGAAAGGGAAGAAGCGGCCAGACAUGAGAGAGGUUUCAAUCGAGCUAGAGAGGAUCCGUUCAUCACCCGAAGAGUUAGAUCUCCACACUGAAGACGAAGACGAAGAGGGGGAUCAAGUCAUGUAAUGAUGUAAAUCAACAGAAAAGAUUAUUUAAAACCACGGUUGUAAGACUUUGCUGGAACAUAUAUGUGUGCAAUGCGUUUGCUAGUAGAAGUACUUAUAAAGCAUGUUAAUAAGUAAUAGAACCUGUAAAACAAACAACUAUUUUCUCGGGUUUCCAA
Messenger RNA from Capsella rubella, 2323 nucleotides. Its product is annotated as wall-associated receptor kinase-like 1. The record is from RefSeq and is a predicted model, not a curated record. Gene Ontology annotation, cellular component: plasma membrane. Lineage: Eukaryota; Viridiplantae; Streptophyta; Magnoliopsida; Brassicales; Brassicaceae. Gene Ontology annotation, biological process: protein phosphorylation; cell surface receptor signaling pathway. Gene Ontology annotation, molecular function: polysaccharide binding; ATP binding; protein serine/threonine kinase activity.